CAGCCUGCCCUUGAGGAGCCGCUGUGGAGGGCGCGCGGCGCGGGCACCGUGGUACCGGGUCGUGGAACGUGGGCCCUGAGUAGCGGGAAACGGGCCCGGGUGCUGCUGGCGCCGUGCGCCCAGAAUGGGGUGGGGGGAGUCCUGUGCAGUGGGGCUGGGGUCCUGCUGCUUGCCCUGCACCAUGUAGCAGGACCGAAGGGACCCCGCACACCGUGAAAUGGAGCUGGGAAUCGUGCACUUUGCUCAUGGUGGUCCCAUGUGGAGAUGGGUCCCCCCGACCCCAUCCUGGGGGUGACAGAAGCUUUCAAGCGCGACACCAACUCCAAGAAGAUGAACCUGGGUGUGGGGGCGUACCGGGAUGACAACGGGAAGCCCUUUGUCCUGAACUGUGUUCGCAAGGCAGAGGCUGAGAUUGCAUCCAAAAAGAUGGACAAGGAGUACUUGCCCAUUGGCGGGCUGGCGGAUUUCACCCGGGCAUCUGCAGCACUGGCUCUGGGUGAAAACAGUGAGGUUUUCAAGAGUGGCCGGUAUGUCACUGUGCAGGGUAUUUCUGGGACUGGAUCUCUGCGAAUUGGAGCCAACUUUUUGCAACGGUUCUUCAAGUCCAGUCGUGAUGUGUAUCUACCCAAACCAUCCUGGGGUAAUCACACACCCAUUUUCCGUGAUGCUGGCAUGCAACUUCAGGCUUACCGCUACUAUGACCCCAAGACGUGCAGUCUUGACUUCUCUGGAGCCAUGGAUGACAUUUCUAAAAUUCCAGAGAAGAGCAUCAUCCUCUUGCAUGCUUGUGCUCACAACCCCACUGGGGUGGAUCCCCGGCAGGAGCAGUGGAAGGAGCUGGCAGCUGUGGUGAAGAAACGAAACCUCCUUGUGUACUUUGACAUGGCCUACCAGGGCUUUGCCAGCGGGGACAUCAACCGGGAUGCCUGGGCUGUGCGGCAUUUCAUUGAACAGGGCAUCAACGUCGUCUUGGCACAGUCCUACGCCAAGAACAUGGGGCUGUACGGAGAGCGUGCGGGUGCCUUCACGGUGGUCUGCAGUGAUGCAGAGGAAGCCAAGAGGGUCGAAUCGCAACUGAAGAUCCUCAUUCGCCCCAUGUACUCCAACCCACCCCUGAACGGAGCCCGCAUCGCCUCUAUCAUCCUGAACACCCCUGACCUACGGAAAGAGUGGCUCGUGGAGGUGAAGGGCAUGGCUGACCGGAUCAUCAGCAUGCGGACUCAGCUGGUGUCCAACCUCAAGAAAGAGGGAUCCUCCCACAACUGGCAGCACAUCACUGACCAGAUUGGCAUGUUCUGCUUUACAGGGCUGAAGCCUGAGCAGGUGGAGCGGCUGAUCAAGGAAUUCUCCAUCUAUAUGACAAAGGACGGACGAAUCUCUGUGGCGGGAGUUACGUCAGGCAACGUAGGUUACCUGGCUCAUGCAAUCCAUCAAGUCACAAAGUGAAGACAAACGCGUGCCCUGGAGCUGGUGGCCUUCCCUUCCCCACCAGCCGAAGAUGGGGAGGGAAAGGAAACAGAAUAUUCCAACCACAACGCUUUAUGCUGCUACUGAAUGUAUCUUGUAGAUAAGUUGUAGAAGCCUAGUGAAAAACACCCCAUGUUGUGGGGCAGGGAAAUGGCUGGCUCCUGAUCGUCACAGUUGUUGUCCACUGCUGUCCAUCCUUGUCCAUCAACCCCAACACCCAUCUGUGCUGGAGGGACAAAUGCUUAGCACUGCCAUCCUACUGGCGUAGGCACCAAAGGAUUCCCCACACUUGUUUCUCCAUGAGAAGGCUUUGUGAGGCUGUUGGCUGCUGGUCCAGGCAGCAGUGGAUGGGGAGUUGGGUGGGAGAGCUGCUCAGGUGUGCUCCUGUGACCUCCUCAGCUGGUCCAUGCUGCCACCAGGCUCUGUCCUCCUUCACCCUCCUGGCCCAGGGCUGACAACCAUCUCUGACUUCUCACUGAAAUCUGCUCCAUUGUUGGCUUCUGUCUUUCCAUCUGGGAAUCUCAGGUGUAAUUCACAGUGGCAUUGGUGUGUGGGCCAGACCUGUGUCCCUCCUCUCAACCUGCCUGAUUCUCCUGACUAUGCUCCCCUACCCUGAAGUCAAACAAUUUCUUACCCUUCCCCAAUAAGAACAUCUGAAAACAGCUCUCUUGGUCUCUGCAUCUCCCUGUGCCUGUUCCAACCCAGCGGCCCUCCCUGCAAGCGGAGUCUGUGUGUCCGGUGUGCCCUGCUCUGUCCAUCCUCACAUGGGGCUGCAGGGUGUCCCUCAUCUGCGCUGUUCAGCCACAUUUCUGGUGACACCAGAAAACGGGAGGGAAAGAUUCUAAGGGAAGUCUGAGAGUUGAUGACUCAAAAAACAUUCUGCCCUUUUAUACUGAGUCUGCCUGAGGCCCUGUGACUCACUGGACUCUGAAUUUUAAUCCAAAUAAACUGGUGCACAGCUGUGUUGGGCUGAGAA
Columba livia (rock pigeon) is the source of this 2443-nucleotide messenger RNA. RefSeq names its product glutamic-oxaloacetic transaminase 2 (gene GOT2). The record is from RefSeq and is a predicted model, not a curated record. NCBI's taxonomy places the organism in Eukaryota, Metazoa, Chordata, Aves, Columbiformes, Columbidae. Gene Ontology annotation, biological process: L-aspartate catabolic process; biosynthetic process. Gene Ontology annotation, molecular function: L-aspartate:2-oxoglutarate transaminase activity; pyridoxal phosphate binding. Gene Ontology annotation, cellular component: mitochondrion. The transcript is spliced from 10 exons. The coding region runs from base 265 to 1446 and encodes 393 amino acids.